AAAAUCAAUAAAUUUUAAUAGUAUGAAUGACACUUUAAAUUUAAAAAUGCCAUCUCCUUCUUUUGGAGGAAGUACAGGAGGCUGGUUAAGAUCAGCAGAAAAUGAAGAAAAGUACGCUAUUACUUGGAUUAGUAAAAAUGAAGAGGUAUUUGAAAUGCCUACUGCUGGAGCAGCACUUAUGAGGUCUGGAGAAAACUUAUUAUAUUUUGCGCGUAAAGAACAAUGUUUAUCAUUAGGUACCCAGUUAAAAACUCAAUUUAAAAUCGAUAAUUAUAAAAUAUAUAGAGUCUUUCCUAAUGGUGAAAUACAAUAUUUACAUCCAAAAGAUGGUGUGUUUCCUGAAAAAGUAAAUGAGGGUCGUAAAGCAAUUAAUACACUUACUCGUUCGAUAGGAAAAAAUCCUGAUCCUGUAGUUGUUAAAUUUAUUAAUAAACAAACUUUUGAAUAAGUCAUAAGAUAACAUAUAUAUGUUAUCUUAUAAGGAGAGGUGGCCGAGUGGUUGAAGGCUUCUGAUUUGAAAUCAGACGAAUUUUUAUAAAUUCCAUGGGUUCGAA
Molecule: messenger RNA, 554 nt
Organism: Galdieria sulphuraria
Lineage: Eukaryota; Rhodophyta; Bangiophyceae; Galdieriales; Galdieriaceae
Product: [pt] photosystem I subunit II
Exons: 1
Coding region: 23-448 (141 amino acids)
Biological process (GO): photosynthesis
Cellular component (GO): photosystem I reaction center; photosystem I
Source: RefSeq, a predicted model, not a curated record